GACCUACCCGGUACCUAGGUACAUAUGUGCUUAGGUAGCAACUGGCGUGACUAACAGCGAAGUUGACAAGACGAGAAUUUCGUAAUUGAGACCGAGGCAGUGUGCCGUAAUGAAUAAGUAUUACCCAGCAUAAUUCCUCGCCCAGCUAAAACUUUCCAAUCAUUGUAAUCUGCUUUCUAAGAAGAUAAGUUGUCUCCAGGCUAAGUUAAUUCGCACUCUUGAAGGGUGCGCCAUAGAGAAGUAUAUAUGAAGCGCAUCGUCCUCGCCCUGUCGAUUUUAGUUGCUUCCAUUUCCAUCAUCAUCUACAAUUCAAAUAUCAUUACGAGUUUCCUUCAAGGGACAACAUCUGAAGACCACCAAAGCUCGAUUACUACCACAUCUCAGGGAAUACAACUCUCAUCAGUAACACACCUGGAUCCAGAUCUACCCGUUUCAUCCCCAAUCGAUCCACACCAUCAUAUGAACGCAAUCAAGAAUACAAUGUCAAAGGCACUAUCACACGCCAAGAUCACACCUCACCGCUCGGCCGCUCGAGGGCACUCUGACCAUGGCUGGUUGAACACAUAUCACAGCUUCUCCUUCGCCGACUGGUUCGACCCCAACUUCACACAUUUCGGGUCCCUGCGCGUGCUGAAUGAAGACCGCGUGAGGGCCAACUCAGGCUUCCCCACCCAUCCUCACCGGGACUUUGAGAUUUUCAGCUACAUCGUCUCGGGCGAGUUGACGCACCGAGACAGCAUGCUCAAGAAGGGUGCCGAGGGAGCCCAGUCAGAUAAAUUCUACCGCAUGCACCGGGGCGACGUCCAGUUCACCACUGGCGGAACCGGCAUCGCGCAUUCCGAAUUCAACGAGCAUAACAAGGAUACAGUACACUUUCUUCAGAUCUGGGCCAUCCCGUGGAAGCGUGGACUUACUCCUCGCUAUCACACGCGUCACUUCGACGAUGAGAAGAAGAGGCUGGGCUUUGUCCCCAUCCUGAGCCCGUUGAAAGGUGGUCCCGAGGCCACUCACCAGCAAGAGCAGGCCGCCGAGCCCACCAUCGAUGGCACAAUACCUAUCCACGCUGAUUUCGUCAUGAGCGCCGGCAUCAUCGCGCCGCAGAAGAGGUUCGAGUGGGUAGUCGGGGCCAAUGCCACUGAGAGCCCCAAGAGGAAGGUAUACAUCCAUCUUCCCAUGACCAAAGGGGGAAAGGCCAAGAUUCGCAUAGAUGGCCGGGAGGAAGUGUACAAUGAGGGCGAUGGCGCAUUUGUAGAUGGCGUGCGCGCUGGGGAUAAGCUAGCUGUUGAGAGCGUUGGUGAAGCAGAGGCUGAAAUUGUUCUCCUUGAUACGGCGUAAACGGAAAAUAGGAGGGCACGAGACCAAUUCGAGUGUGGACUAAAUGGUAAUUGCGGUUAUGUAUUGUACAUAUCUAAUAAUAUUCAUUACAUCGUCGCGCCAGACUUGUUUCUUGUACACUGUGGUACCGGUAUUCUGAAUGUCAAGACAACUUUAAGAUGGCGGCAAAUUCGUCUCUCAGCCUUUCCACGAUUGACCAUGUAAAAUAGAUACAAUAAAACUACUACUUCCUAAA
Molecule: messenger RNA, 1570 nt
Organism: Xylaria bambusicola
Lineage: Eukaryota; Fungi; Ascomycota; Sordariomycetes; Xylariales; Xylariaceae
Product: RmlC-like cupin domain-containing protein
Exons: 1
Coding region: 247-1335 (362 amino acids)
Source: RefSeq, a predicted model, not a curated record